Molecule: messenger RNA, 3332 nt
Organism: Megalopta genalis
Lineage: Eukaryota; Metazoa; Arthropoda; Insecta; Hymenoptera; Halictidae
Product: tRNA endonuclease ANKZF1
Biological process (GO): ERAD pathway
Molecular function (GO): zinc ion binding; nucleic acid binding; protein binding
Source: RefSeq, a predicted model, not a curated record
GUAUGUACAUUGAACAUUGUAAUUACAUACAUAUCACAAACCGUCUUUCUUGGGUUCACGCAGAAAAGUUAGUACAUAGAUCGUUGUAGUGCUACCGUUCCGUUCUUUGGAUAUCAUUGAAACAUCGUCUUCAACCGAAUACUUUCAAACACGUUACGAACGAUGGAUCAUCAGAUGUUUAAAAUAUACAAUCAGGAAGACUUUAACAGAAUCACAAAGGGUAUCAAAGUUGCACAAUGCAUGCAAUCACGAUCGUCAUCCGUUUCAGAAUGCGAGAAAGUGUUGAAUCAACUCGAUGAUCUAGUCGUAUCGGAUUCAUUGAGUUGUUCGUUCUGUAAUACCGUAUUCGAAGAUAAAGCACAGCAGAGAUCUCACUACAAAUUAGAUUGGCAUAGAUAUAAUUUAAAGCAGCGUUUGAACGGACUGAAACCGAUUAAUGAAGAAAAAUUUGGUCUAUUAGCUGAUGAAGGCGAUGUUUCAAGUCUGUCUGGGAGUGAUAUAGAAACUGAGAACGAAGAUGACAUCUAUAUUUCUGAGGCAGGAAGUUCUGUUAACGGAAACUGUGAGAGCAAAAACAAUGUUGGCAAGACUAAGAAAGUUGAGAAGAAAGGAAAGGGUGUAGAAUCAAUUUCUGAUAGUUCUGAUACAGAAUGUUGCGAUGAUACAAUAAAAGAGAAAAAAAUCGAAGCUUUAUUGGCCACCGCAAGUCGUCAUUCUAAAGUCUUUUUUGAGAAUGACGAUGGGAAUAUAUUUAGUAUAUACAGGUGUUUGCUACACCAUAAGAAGGAAAUUCCUGAGGUAGACAAUGAGAUGAUAGCUCAAGCAUUAGACAGUGGAAGAAAGACAAUAUGGACUGUUAUCAUGAUUGGUGGAGGACAUUUCGCCGCGGCUGUGUUCCAUGAUGGAGAACCUGUAGUCCACAAAACAUUUCAUUCCUACACUGUGCGAGCAAAGCAAGGAUUUGCCCAGAGUUCGCGUACAACGACUAAUCAUCAAAAGAGUGCUGGAGCUAGCUUACGUCGAUACAACGAAGCGGCUCUCCUCCAGCAUGUGCAAGACAUUCUUGAAUCAUGGUCGUCGCAUAUUACCAGUUCCUCCCUGAUUCUCUACAGAGCGGUUGGACCCUACAAUCGCACUGUAUUAUUCGGGGGAAAGAAUCCACCUCUAGAUAAGAAUGAUUCAAGGCUAAGACCAUUGCCAUUUCCUACUCGCAGAGCCACGUUUAGCGAAGUUAAGAGAGUUUAUGAUAUACUGAGCACUAUGGAGAUUUAUGGGUCCGCGGCUGACUUUACGGAUUCCUUUCCCAUCUCACCGCGCCAGCCUCUUAGGAAAAAGGUUCCAAAGAUCGAUGUUCUCGUUGAAGCACCCGAAAGUACAGAAAACAUGGAGUGCGAUUCCAGUGCUGCUAAUAAUUAUUACAGUCUCCAAGAUUAUGAUAAAAAUAAGACUACCGCACAAUUGUCGCCGGAAAGGCAACCGAGAAAUUCACGUUCGCAUAUAGAUAGAGCAAAGCCAAGAAAAAGCCCGUGCCGACCCUUGCCAGACAUUGUCGCCAAAUUAGCACAGUCGUCUUCCGAAUCGGAGUUAGACGGCCAAUUAGGUAAUGCUAACAUCCCAAUGGACGUUAUGCUAGUCGAACAGGAAUUAGAAGUAGACUUCCGUGAGCAUUUGCUCGCGUUCCAAGACACCGUGCCAAGAUACAUGAAAAAUAAGAAGUCGCGUCGUCAGAGAAAGAAAUCGAAAAAAGAUGAUAACAGCAUGAACGAGGUUCUGGUUAGUGCAAAACUGAAACUGUGGUCGGCGUGCAAAUUGGGCGACAUUGAACUGUUGUCUACUGUUAUCGACGGAUUGUUGACGGAGAUGGAGAAAAGUGUGGAGGCAGAGGAACAGAAUAAAGAAGUAGGAAUCAUUGAAGACAAUACUAUUGUAAACAUGGAGGACGUAACAAAACUUGUAAAUGAUUCGAACGAAGACGGCAAUACGAUGUUGCACUUGGCGGCAUCCGGCGGACAUUUAAAAUUAGUCUGGCAAUUACUGGAGAUCGGAUCGGAUCCGUGUAACAAGAAUAAGAAAUUACAGACCCCGUACGCAGCUGCGGGCGACAAGGAAACUAGAAAUACAUUUAGAAGAUUCAUGGGUGCCAAUCCUGAUAAAUACAAUUAUUCUAAGUCUCAAAUACCCGGGCCACUUACCGAUGAAAUAGAGCAAGAAGAAUUGGAAAGGAAAAGGCAACAGAGGAAGGUGAAACGGGAAAAAGAAAGAGCGAAAAGGAAAGAGUUCGAGCUGAAGAAGCAAGAGGAAGACACGAAACAGAGAUUCCUCAGUCUUAGCGAUAGAGAGAAAAGAGCUUUGUCCGCCGAGCAACGGAUUCUGAAGCAAGGCUGUACAAUGAUUUCACGAUGCUUUCAGUGUGCAGUGAAUAUGGCUGGUCAGGUGCCUUUCGAGUACAAUUACAAUCGUUUCUGUUCUAUGCCAUGUCUGAGGGAGCAUCGUCUUCGCAACAAAGUUGAUACUUGAUGCUGUGUCAUGUUUUGUAACUACAAUUUUCUCGUAAUCGUGUUAGCUAAUCGGAUCUUUCCAAUGGGUACAAAUUAUGAUAACGUCGUAAUUGUAACGUGGCUAGAUUGAAUUAUACAAAUAAUUUUCAUCGGUAAGAGAACAGUGCGAAUAAAAUCAAAAUACAAUCAAACAAUUGUGACAUAACGAAAUACACGAAGGACAUGUGUCUCGAUCAUCGUUGCUUCUUUCAUCAUUACUUUCUUUUUCUACCGCGAGGGAAAAACUGAUACGCGGGGUACUAUUUUUUUUGUAUUUUGUUUCUUCAACCGAUAAAUUAAUCGUAAGAGACCAGCAGUGUACAAACAACCCGUGCUUCUUAAAAAUUAAAUACACUUUAUAUACUUCUCGUGUCGAUUACAUUUUAAUAUAUAUAUAACUUUCUUUUACCGUAUAUUAAAUGACAUACAUAAAGAACUAACAUUUUUGUACGCUAAUAUUGAACAGUAACUAAGAUUCACACUCUUAUCCACAAUAAUACAUUCAUACCACCGUUUCACGACAUUACAACAUACAAUGUUGCGAUGACUGUAUCCUGCUGUUGUAACAUCAUAACGUUCAAGUAUAUGUGUAUAUCAUUAUACAAUAAUUAAUAAUCAUGCGAGAAGCAAGUCUUUGAGAGUAUAAUUUUAUGGGAACACAAAGUUUCCUUUCUUUCUUUGUUUCUUGUAUCCAGGAUGAUCAAAAUUACGACACCGAGUAUUUAAUCGACUGUGCGAUCUUUUGAUGAUGAUAUUUUAUGAAAGAUAAUCCAAUAAAUUUCGUAAAAAAAUUCA